GGGCAAGUAAUUCAGACAAAACCCUAACAAAAUGACGUCAUCACACAUUUGCGUAAUUGUCUUUAAAACUAUUAAGUCAUGAAUAUAAUCUGAUAUGUGACGCAAUUUAUUAGAUGCGUAAAAAAUAACCCGAGAAUAAGUGGUGCGUGCACACUACUGUUUCCGUUGGCUCGUAUGUUGCUAAUAGCAACAAACUACAAACAUUAAAAACAACCUCCAAGAAAGCCUCACACUCCAGUCCAGUCAUGAGUUCACCAUUGUCGAUGCUAAAGAAAACGAGGCGUGUCCCGCUUCAAUAUGCGGAAAAUGCAAGACGGGGCAAAAGGGAGAAUCUGUUCUUCACAGAACAUCAGGUCCUGGCUGACCCAAGUGUUCCUAUGUCCAGUCCCACUCAACGCGGUGACGGUAACUUCCUGAAGUUUAAAACAUCUAAUACAGGUACUGCACCAAGCGACUUUGAGCUCAUGUCUUCCAUGAUGCAGAGACUGACCGUACUUGAGAGGAAGGUCACAAGCCAAAAAGAGGAGAUGGCGCGCAAGGACAACGUUAUUUUGGUUUUGAGGGAGAAACUGAGAAUUCAGGAAGACUCAGAGCGUGGCCAUGUUGAGAGUUGCAGUCAUCUUGAAAGAAAGUGUGAACAGCUACAGCACCAAGUGGAUGACAUGGAGAGCUUCCUGAAUGACUAUGGUUUGAUCUGGGUUGGAGACAGGAAGUUCACUAAUGCAGUACAGCAGACAAACAUCUCAGUCACAGACACCUCUGUGGUCCGGAAUUUCCAUAUGGACUUUGACCUUGUGAUACAGACGAUUAAGGAGCUGAACAUUCUCGCAGGGGAAUCAUUCGUACGAUCCACACCCACAGGGGCGCAGUUGGCACGAAAUGAUCCUGUGGAACUGAAGCUCUACAGCAAUGGCAUUGUCAUGUUCAACGGACCCUUCCGUUCCUACCGGGAGAACAGCACCCAGCAAUGCAUGCAGGAUCUGAUGGAGGGGUAUUUCCCAUCUGAGCUUCAAGGCAGGUUCCCAGAUGGUGUGCCUUUUGAGGUCCAUGACAGACGAGAUGAGGAAUUCGUUCUCAAAGAACCAUGCAUUAAGUUUCCUGGCAGAGGACUGAUUAUGCGAGAGAAAAAAGAGGACUUGUCAGUCAGAGUCAGCUCGCAGUUUCGCGCUAAGACAUUAAGCACAAACCAAUUCCUGAACAGGCUGCCAAAAGUGGUGGUGAAGGCGGGUCGAGUGAUUGACAUCAGGGACUCUGCGCGGACAGCCUUACAGGCCUCGCCUGACGCACACAACAGCUGCUCAGCGAUCAUUGUCGAGACACCAGCACUCCUAGCAAUGAAGGACAGCAUGCACACAAUCACCUCUGACCUGCCUUCGUCCGCACGCAACAUCAUCACACUUAAAGUCAAAUCAGAGGAUGGCGAUCACACUUACGUGCUGAAAAUGUGCCUCUCCGAGACCGUGGGUCACCUGAGGCAGCACCUAGACACACAUAGGGGGCAUAACCUCGCUGGCUAUGACAUUAUCAGUGCAUACCCUCAGUGUCACUACCAGGAUGACUGCCAAACGCUUGGGUCAUGUGGACUUACGACCAAUGUGACUCUUCUUCUGCGAGGAAGGAAAAACAUAAAUAAAUCCUCCAUCUAAAUAAGACCAAUAUUAUAAGCAUGACAGUUGUGGGUUCAAUUCCUACUCAGUGCCUGUGUGAAUGUGAGUUUGAAUGGUUGUCGAUGAUGGGAUAGAUUCAAGCUUCCUGGUACCAUGAAUGGGAUAAGUGGCCAAAAAGAUCUUUACAGGAUGCCAAGGAAUGGUUUUGGCACUAAACUUGCAGUGAUAGCUUAAGUUGAAAAUACUCUAAUUUUUUCUUCCAAAAUGUGUUUGUUUCCCAAAAAUUAAAAGGUAUAUUCUGAAUGA
This is a messenger RNA of Hippocampus comes (tiger tail seahorse), 1913 nucleotides long. It is a transcript of the gene ubxn11, whose product is annotated as UBX domain protein 11. Gene Ontology annotation, molecular function: ubiquitin binding. The record is from RefSeq and is a predicted model, not a curated record. NCBI's taxonomy places the organism in Eukaryota, Metazoa, Chordata, Actinopteri, Syngnathiformes, Syngnathidae. The transcript has 14 exons. Gene Ontology annotation, biological process: proteasome-mediated ubiquitin-dependent protein catabolic process. The coding region runs from base 246 to 1646 and encodes 466 amino acids.